Molecule: messenger RNA, 1977 nt
Organism: Saccharomyces eubayanus
Lineage: Eukaryota; Fungi; Ascomycota; Saccharomycetes; Saccharomycetales; Saccharomycetaceae
Gene: MSD1
Product: aspartate--tRNA ligase MSD1
Exons: 1
Coding region: 1-1977 (658 amino acids)
Biological process (GO): aspartyl-tRNA aminoacylation
Cellular component (GO): mitochondrion; cytoplasm
Molecular function (GO): ATP binding; aspartate-tRNA ligase activity
Source: RefSeq, a predicted model, not a curated record
AUGUUGGUCCGUUCCAAGGUUUGUUUAUAUACGGUCAUUAGGCAAUUGACUAGCUUCCCAGAAGCUAGUGUGAUUAAAAAAAAGUUUCUAUUCGAAAGAAAUACUUCGACUGUAGAUCAGUUGAAAGAAGUAUCCAAUGGCCAAAAGGUGGUUCUCAAUGGAUGGAUAGAGCAAAAACCUAAAAGAAUUGGCAAGAAUUUGAUAUUUGGACUUUUAAGGGACUGUAACGGCGAUACAAUUCAAUUGGUCGAUAACAAGUCGUUACUGAAAGGAUUUACUUUAGAGGAUGUAAUUCAGGCCAAGGGUGUACUUUCUUUAAAGAGAAAGCUAUCAAAUGAGGAAGCGAAUAAGUACGAAGUACAGCUGGAAGACGUAGUGGUAUUAAACGCUUCGAAUAAGAAACCUGCUCAACUGCAGGAUUUCAAAUUGUCUGCUAGUUAUCCACCGGAACUCCGCUACCUACAACUGAGAAGUCCCAAGUUUCAGAACUUUUUAAAGAAGAGGUCCUCUAUCUCGAAGGAAGUUAGAAAUUCUUUCAAUAAUUUGAACUUUACGGAAAUAGAGACCCCAACUUUAUUCAAAGCUACCCCAGAGGGCGCAAGGGAGUUUCUAGUACCAACAAGGACCAAGAGAUCUGAUGGGAAACCCUCGUUUUAUGCUCUCGACCAAAGUCCUCAACAAUACAAGCAACUUUUGAUCGCCGGCGGCAUCAAUAAAUAUUAUCAAAUGGCUAGGUGUUUUAGAGAUGAAGAUUUGAGAGCUGAUAGGCAACCCGAGUUUACACAAGUUGACAUGGAAAUGGCAUUUGCUAAUUCUGAAGAUGUUAUGGAAGUCAUCGAGAAGGUCGUUCCUGAUGUGUGGUGUAAAUUCUCUGACAAGGGAGGAUUAUUAACUUUAAACAACAAUUGUUCAUUAGUGCCUGCGAAAAAAGACGACAACACAGUAUCUAUCUUUCGCAUGUCUUAUGAGCAAGCGAUGUCUGAAUACGGUAUCGAUAAACCGGACUUAAGGGCACCAGACUUGAAAAUUGUUAACUUGAGUGAGUUCAACGCGUUUAGUCAUUUGAACAAAAUGUUCCCCGUUUUUGAAGUGAUGAUCUUAAGAAAUGCUUUUUCGAAUAUGGAGGAAUACGACAAUCAUUGGUCAUUCCUAACCAAUGAAAACAAUUAUAACUAUAGAAUUCCAAUUGUGCUUCCAAUCGAAAAUGACGAACAAGCUCAAUCAAACUGGUUCGAGAACUUUCUUGGAAUUGCGACUUUCGAAAAUCCUCAUUUAAUAACCAAGUUUUUAAAAUUACGUAAAGGUGACAUAAUCUGCGGCUGUACCAGAGAACCAAACCAUUCUAUCUUUGAGAAUCCCACUCCUUUGGGAAGGUUGAGACAGUUGGUGUUGCAAAACGAAAAAGGAAAAAACCUCUAUUAUAGCACCGAUAAAGAUGUUGCUUCUUGGAUUGUUGAUUUCCCAUUGUUUUCGCCGGUUACCAUCGAAGAGAAGCCUGUUAAAAUGGAAAAGUUUGCUUAUCCGGAAUACGAGAAGGAUAAGCUAUGCUCUACGCACCAUCCUUUCACUAUGGUAAAGCUCAAUGAUUAUGAAAAAUUAGAGAAGACCCCAGAGAAGUGUUUGGGUCAACAUUAUGAUUUUGUAGUAAAUGGCGUAGAAUUGGGCGGUGGCUCUACAAGAGUUCAUGAUCCGAGAUUACAAAACUAUAUUUUUGAGAGCGUUCUCAAAAUUGACAAUGCACAGGAACUAUUUGGUCACCUAUUGGAUGCUUUUGAUAUGGGAACACCACCUCAUGCUGGUUUCGCAAUUGGCUUUGAUAGAAUGUGCGCCAUGAUCUGUGGUACUGAAAGUAUAAGGGAUGUAAUUGCUUUUCCCAAAAGUAUCACAGGAGCUGAUUUGGUGGUUAAGAGUCCAAGUGUGAUACCCGAAAGCGUUUUAGAGGCUUACAAUAUCAGAUAUGGCAAUUCGGAAAAGUGA